This is a messenger RNA of Monodelphis domestica (gray short-tailed opossum), 2007 nucleotides long. RefSeq names its product prothymosin alpha (gene PTMA). Lineage: Eukaryota; Metazoa; Chordata; Mammalia; Didelphimorphia; Didelphidae. Gene Ontology annotation, biological process: positive regulation of transcription by RNA polymerase II; negative regulation of apoptotic process. The record is from RefSeq and is a predicted model, not a curated record. Gene Ontology annotation, molecular function: histone binding. Gene Ontology annotation, cellular component: nucleus.
UCUCCUCCCCUUCCCUGGUUGUCCUCCCCUGGCUUCCCUCCCUCCCUCCUCCAGCCACCCCUUUCUCUCCUUCCCCUCCUCCCUUUUUCUCUCCCCUCCCCCUUCUCUCUCCCUCCUCCCUCUUCCUCCUCCUUUCUCUCUCCCCUCCUUUUCCUUCCCUCCUCUCUCCCUCCUCCCUCUCCCUCCUCUCACCUUCCCUUCCCUUUUUCUCUCCCUCCCCCCUUCCCUCUUGCCCUAUUUCCCUUUCCCUCCUCCCUCUCUUGGCUUUCCCUCCCCCCUCUUUCCUCCCCUUCCCCCCUCCAGAGGCAGGAACAGUUUUACCGCGUUUUGCCUUUCAGGGGCAGCAGUUAGAGCAAAACAGGGGAGACUAGCAUCACGCAUGCGCACCCCCUCCCCCGCCUGGCAUAACUGGAAUCUCGAAUGACAGCGCUGGGAGCGGCUGCGCCCGCACUGGUAGAACAGGGGUACUGCCGCUUUAAGCACGCUCGCCCAUUGUUCGAGUCCGGACCAAUGAGAGAGCGCACGCUCCCCGGGCUCAGCCAAUGGCGACACAGCAGGGGAGGCCGCGCCCCGCCCACUACUCUAUAUUAAAGGGCCUGGCGCCUCGUGAGUCCCCCACUGGCUGCUCGGAAAAGCCAUCUUUGCAUUGUUCCCGGCCGCUUCUGUGUGCUGGGUAUCGCAUCUCUUCUUCCCGCUGCAGCCGCUGCUAUCUUAAGCUCUUGCCCGCCCAGCCCCUUCUCUGCUGCCCGCCUGCUGCUUCCAGUUCGCACCUCGGCGGCGUGCUUGUGUGUGGGCUGCCCCUCCUCACGCGUAGGAUUCUCCUGCCACCUGCGCCCUCGGCUCAACGACCCCUCGAGCAUCCCUCGUCGGCUCGUCCGCCUGGCAGCUGCCCCCGCCCCACCAUGUCAGACACCGCCGUGGACACCAGCUCCGAGAUCUCGACCAAGGACUUGAAAGAGAAGAAGGAAGUGGUGGAGGAGACGGAGAACGGCCGUGAUGCCCCCGCUAACGGGAACGCGAACGAGGAGAACGGCGAGCAGGAGGCUGACAACGAGGUAGACGAAGAGGAAGAAGAGGGAGGCGAAGAGGAAGAUGAAGAAGAAGAAGGCGAUGGCGAGGAAGAAGAUGGAGAUGAGGACGAUGAUGCUGAGACAGCUACGGGCAAGCGGGCAGCUGAGGACGAUGAGGAGGAGGAAUCGGACACCAAGAAGCAGAAAACUGAUGAGGAUGACUAGAUCGCAAAAAAACGAAAAAGAAAAAAAAAGGGAAAAAUGUAAAUUUAAAAAAAGCAAGAAAAGAAAAGGCCGCAGUGACCUGUCCACCCUCCACUUCCCGUCUCAGAAUCUACACGUGGUCACCUUCGAGCAGAGGCCCGGCCCACGGGCGCCGCCACCACCCUCGCAGACGACACGCUCCUGACCGACCGCCCGCCCGCCACCACCCGCCCAGACUUCCACCAGGGGAGGGAGACCAGACCAAAUCCUCCAAGGCCCUGCUUUUUUUCUUAAAAGUACUUUAAAGGAAAAUUUGUUUGUAUUUUUUAUUUACAUUUUAUAUUUUUGUACAUAUCGUUAGGGGGUCAGCCAUUUCUCGUGCUCUCGGACGACCAAACAGCCUUGCCGUGUUCUCUGUCCCGCUUCUGGCUUCGCUUGUCGUGUGACCAUGUUCCUUACGAUCUCGAAGGAGAAACAACCUUGUAAAAAAAGCAAAAACGACGACAAAAACACAAUCUGAUUCCGAGCAUUCCAAUAACUUUUUGUGUCUGUACUUAGCUGUACAAUAAAUAGUUGGUUCGUAUGAGAUGGUUAAAAGGCCAAAGAUAAAAGGUAUUUCUUUUUUUUCCUUUUUUUUUCCUUUGUCUAUGAAGUUGCUCUUUGGGGGUUUUGGUUUUGUUUUUUUUGUUUUUUUUGGUUUUGUUUUUUGUUUUGUUUAAACAUUUUUUUUGGCCUGUUUGAUGUAUGUGUGAAACCUGUUGUCCAACAAUAAACCGGAAUUUUAUUUUGCUGA